Solenopsis invicta (red fire ant) is the source of this 1106-nucleotide messenger RNA. RefSeq lists its product as uncharacterized. The transcript is spliced from 4 exons. Lineage: Eukaryota; Metazoa; Arthropoda; Insecta; Hymenoptera; Formicidae. The record is from RefSeq and is a predicted model, not a curated record. Bases 205 to 681 code for a protein of 158 amino acids.
UACUGUCAAGUAGAUAGAAGAAAAUAAGUAAUACUAGACUAUAAAAGAAAUGCAGUAGUCGCCAGGUUCGUCUUCCGCGAGCUCGCCGCUAUUUCGUUAUUUCAAAUAUCUCGGUGAUGCUACAACUGUGUAUUCGAACUUGAAGAACCUAAAAAACCUGAACUCUUUUUUCUUACGGAAAUCGUUGUACGAUCACGAUUCUAAAUGCGUGUGCAUCUGUUGUUGAUUCUAUUCUUCGCGAGCACUAUCUUAGCGCGAAGUGCUCGAGAUAAAAGGGAUACUGCGACCACAGUAUUACCUUCAUCUACUUCUACAAAUGCAGCUAGCAAUGAAAGUAUGACAACAGGCACUUUUGCAAAUGCAGCUAGCAAUAAAAGUACGACAACAGGCACUUUUGCAAAUGCAGCUAGCAAUGAAAGUACGACAACAGGCGUUUCUACAAACGAAGAUGAUUGUCAUACAAUUAUUUGUAGAAUUAAUAAUGCUUUAAGUAAGCCGUACAAAAUAUCGUCUAAACUUCUUAGAUCAAUGUUACAAACCUUUAAGAAUACUUUAGAAUCGGCUUCAAAUGCAUUGACUACAACCAGCGAUGUAGUCUUACGAGUUACAAUGCAACCGCUUCUGACAGUAAUGAAGUUGGCCAUUUGGGCGACGAACUGGAUACUGCAACAAUUUUUCUGAUUCGAUAUUGUAUAAAGUUGAUACAAAAAUAUUUUCCAAAUUCAAAAUUUUUACUCUACAUAAUCUGUAAAUAUCUAGAAACAUUAAAAUGAUCAACAAGUUACACGUUCCUGACGCUCUCUUAAGAAAGGUAUAAAUAUAAAUAAUUAUCAGCUGAGAAGAUUGAACUAUCGUUACAAGUCGCGAUAUUAAUCACUGGAGAUUACAAGAUUAUCAAGAUUAUCCAGUCUAAGGAGAAAUCCAUCAAUUGAAUACCUAUCAUAUUUUUUGGUACACAGCGGGAACUUUUUGGUCAACUAUACAUCAACAGAUCUUUACCUACUUAAAUUGUCUCGUAUGUAAAUGUAUUUAUAAAGUAAUGUUCAAUCGACAACGUAAUCGUAAGGUUUUUUCUUCUAAUCUUUCUGAAUAAAUUUUCGUCUCGA